Molecule: messenger RNA, 912 nt
Organism: Eurypyga helias (sunbittern)
Lineage: Eukaryota; Metazoa; Chordata; Aves; Eurypygiformes; Eurypygidae
Product: COMM domain-containing protein 5-like
Exons: 6
Cellular component (GO): nucleus
Source: RefSeq, a predicted model, not a curated record
GUUAUCCUCUUCUUAAAGAGAUCUUGCUUUGCUUUCUUAUUCACAGUCACUGUCAAUGCGUUGGAAGGAAAAGACUGCAAGGAGUCUGUCAAGCUGAUUGCAGAAAGCACUAAUCUCUCAGAAGAGCAACUUGCUUUCCUCAUUUCUGGCAUGUAUACCCUUCUCCGAGAAGCGCUGCGACUCCCUUUAUCAACUUUCAAACAAGAAGUUUUUAAGGAAGACCUAAAGGAGCUCAGGAUACCGGAAGAUUUCAUCACUGACUUCUGCAGCAUAGUCUUUGGUAACAGGCGUCCUGCUUCCGAAAGCACAGCUCUGACACGAGGAAGUAGGCUACCAAGUAUCCAGGACUUGAAGUGGAGAGUGGACGUAGCUAUAUCCACAAGUUCACUGGCCCGUGCUCUUCAACCAUCCAUUCUAAUGAUGAUGAAGCUUUCAGAUGGGACAGCUCAUCGCUUUGAAGUGCCAGUUGCAAAGUUUCAAGAACUGAGAUACAACGUUGCCCUUAUACUGAAGGAAAUGAAUGAUUUGGAGAAAAGGAGUGUCCUGAAGAUCCAGGACUGAAUGCUCUGAAAUCAGGAGUUUAUGAAACAGGUCUGAAACCCUCAGCAAAGCAGGGGGACCAUCACCACUUUGCCUGACUGAACUGCAAUGUAGCAUUUAGCAUUUAUUUUAUGCUGUAAAUAUUUUUUCAAUUCAAGUGUUAAAAAGCACAAGCCCUUUUCAUAAGACUUAAGAAAAACAAAAAAUAUAUCUGUGAAAAAGAAUAAUGCUGUUUGCGAGCAUUUUUGCAUGAUUCAUCAAAACAUUUUUUAAGAACUGUCUUAAUAGAUGUAAGUCAUUUAUUUCUGAUUAUGAUUCAUAACUCUAAUUAUUUUUGAAAGCCUGCUACCAGAAGCCCCAUCAGUGUGUAUC